Aureococcus anophagefferens is the source of this 1199-nucleotide messenger RNA. RefSeq lists its product as hypothetical. The transcript is spliced from 2 exons. Gene Ontology annotation, molecular function: protein binding. The record is from RefSeq and is a predicted model, not a curated record. Lineage: Eukaryota; Pelagophyceae; Pelagomonadales; Pelagomonadaceae. The annotation marks the transcript as partial.
AGAAGGAGAGGCACGUCAUCGAGACGACGCGCGAGGCGAACGACCGCGCGGACGAGCGCGUCGGCUGCGCGACGGCCGACGCGCGCGUCGCCGCGGCGUGCGCGUACCGGGCCCGGGGCCUCGCGCUCAAGCGGGCCAAGGACCGGCCCGCCGCGCGGCUCCUGCUCUGGCGCGCGGACUGGCUGCUCCGGGACGACGUGCCCUGCGACCCGCCGCGCGAGGCCGCGCGCCACUGGCACGAGGCGGAGAAGCUCCGCGAGGAGGGCCUCGGCCACGAGGACGGCGACGAGGCCUGGGACGACGUCUGGGCCGACUGCGGCGACGCGGACCUGCGCGCGCUCCGCUGGGUGCUCCGCGGGAACCUCCACUGCGACGCCGCGGCCUGCGCCAUCGAGAGCGGCCACUGGCGCGCGGCGCUCCGCGAGGCGUCCUGGGUCCUCGACGAUGCUCGAAAAGCCGCGGCCGGGCGCCUGAACCGGUGGACGGCGAGCUACCGCUGCGCGCAGGCGCACCGGGGCCUCGGCGACAGCGACGCCGCGAUGGCGUGCCUCGGCGCGCUCCCGACGGACGCCGCGGCGCCGGGCGCGGCGGGCACGCUCGCGCGCGCCGCGGCGCGCGUCAAGGCCGCGCUCGUCGUCGACGAGCGCAAGCUCGCGGGCAUCGGCCGCGCGCUGCUCCACGGCAUCGCCGAGGGCAAGAGCCUCUACGCGGAGGACGAGCUCCGGCGGCGCCGCGCGGCCGCGCGGCGGCUCAAGAAGGAGCAGGACGCGCGCGAGGCGCGCGAGCGCGCGGCGCGCGGCGAGGAGGAGGAGGACCCCUGGGCCGAGGAGCGCAAGCUCACGGAGCUCCACCGCCGCGCGCGCGCGCACCGCGACCGCAUGGACCGCGAGAUGGACGAGACGUGCAGCCUCGAGACCGCGCGGCGCCUCAUGACGCUCCACCGCGACGGCGCGCCCAUCGAGCAGCUCCGCGCGGAGUACGAGGAGAUGGACAAGAACGAGCGCCACGGCAUGCUGCCCAUGAUGAACGACGACGAGCGCGCGGAGCUCGCGGCUGUGCUCGCGGAGUGGUCCACGAAGCUCAACAACGCGCUCCGCGCGGAGAACGAGUCCAAGGGCGACAAGAAGCUCGUGCAGCGCCGCGAGGAGAUCUACCUCGAGUACCGCAAGCGCUACGUGCGCGUCCGCAGCGACAUCGAG